AUGCUCGCUUCUCGUAGCGUUCGCGCCUUUGCUGCGCCGUCGCGCUCGUCCCCAGUCGCUGCUCGCGCUCUGCGAACAGUCGCUCAUGCGAGGCCUCGCCCGUUGAUCGCAUCAUCAACCUCGUCCUUGAUCGCAGACACUGCAUUCGCUCAUGUCGGGCGACGCACUCUCUUCACCAGGGCUCCGCCAACACCUCUUGCACGCACCAAGCAACUCGUCUAUCUCGUGUUCGCCAUCGCAGCCGGUACUCUCGGCGUUGCCUACUAUGCAGACUCUCGAUCCGCUAUCCACCGCUGGAUCGCCAUUCCAGCUCUCAAAGCCUUUUUGGAUCCAGAGUCAGCACAGAAGCUCGCUGUCAAGAUGCUCGAGACCGGACUCGCACCACGCGACCUGGUCGACGACGACGCUGUGCUCGAGACCGAGCUGUUCGGUAGGAAGCUCUCCAACCCCAUCGGUCUCGCAGCUGGAUUCGACAAGCAGGCGGAAGCCAUCGACGGCCUGCUCGACCUCGGCUUCGGAUUCAUCGAGAUCGGAAGCGUCACUCCAGAACCUCAACCGGGUAAUCCUCAACCUCGCUACUUCCGCUUGAUCGAAGACAACGCCUGCAUCAAUCGAUUUGGCUUCAACUCGGAGGGACACAACGUCAUCCUCAGCCGUCUCAGAGAUCGUAUCCGCAGGUGGCUGCUUCACUCGUCCAGUGUAGCCAGUCUGCAAGACGCGCUGGUUGCAUCCCCCGACUCGGCCACCCCGGAUGCCAGACAGCUGAUCGCAUCGCACCCGAAGAGUACCUCUGCCUUUGUCGAUGCAACCGACCUGCCUCGAAGCUUGCGACCAGCCAAGAUGCUCGGCAUCAACCUGGGCAAGAACAAGACCAGCAAGGAGGAGAGUGUCGAUGAUUACGUCAAGGGUGUCGAGCGUCUUGGUCCCUACGCGGAUAUGAUCAUCGUCAACGUCAGCAGUCCCAACACGCCUGGACUGCGCCGCUUGCAGCGUCGCGGAGUGCUCGAGGAUCUGCUCACCCAGGUCGCCAAAGCUCGCGAUAGCAUGGUCGAGUCGCACCUGCGUUUCUCGGACAAGAAGGUGCCCGUGCCACUGCUCGUCAAGAUCGCACCGGAUCUGAGCGAGGAGGAGCUUCACGAUGUGGCCGAUGCAGCACUUAAGAGCGGCAUCGACGGACUGGUCAUCAGCAACACCACCAUCUCCCGUCCAGCGUCGCUGCGAUCUUCGGAGCACGUCCGCGAGACGGGCGGCCUUUCGGGUCCUCCCGUCAAGCCGCUUGCUCUCAAGGCGCUGACUACUGUGAACAAACGCUUGCAAGGUAAGCUGCCCAUCAUCGGAUGCGGUGGAAUCGCCAAUGGUCAAGAUGCGCUCGACUACGCCAAAGCAGGCGCCAGCGCCAUCGAGCUAUACACUUCCUUCGGCUAUCAAGGUGUCGGUCUGCCGCGUCGUCUCAAAGAUGAGUUGGUGGAAUUGCUCAAAGCCGAGGGCAAGACGUGGAAGCAGGUGGUCGGGAGUGGACUCGAUCUGUCCAAGAUCAGCAUUGCAGCUCCUAACGCUGAAACGCCCACAGGACUGCACCCCGGCAGCGAUGCCGCGUUCGAAAAGAGCGUUGCCAGCGUAAAGCUCGAACUCGAUGGGUUGCGGGAAAAGUUCGGUCUCAACCAGACCCUCACCAAAGAAAACUUGCACAGCUUCCUGCCCACGCGAGAAUCGGAUGCCACGUACUACGACCUGAUCGAAAAAGCUCACUCUGCCUUGGGGCUCGAGUUUGCAGCUGGUGAAAAGACGCACGUAUCAGCGCCCUCCUCCACCGGCCUGUCUCGACAGCAGCCAGCGACGGCGGGCGAGAAGCAGGUGCAAAGGGCAGAAGAGAUCUUGCAAGAUCCCAAGGUUCCCAAUGUCAAGGUGGAGAUCAAGGACAAGACCAAAAAGGUGUUUGGCGAGACGACACAGGGCAAGGUGCAGGAGGCAAAGGAGAAUGCGGCGAAUCGCGAUUACGGCAAGAUCGACAAGGUUCGCGUUGUGUAG
This is a messenger RNA of Pseudozyma hubeiensis SY62, 2028 nucleotides long. RefSeq lists its product as hypothetical. The transcript has a single exon. Gene Ontology annotation, biological process: pyrimidine ribonucleotide biosynthetic process; 'de novo' pyrimidine nucleobase biosynthetic process. Gene Ontology annotation, molecular function: dihydroorotate dehydrogenase activity. Lineage: Eukaryota; Fungi; Basidiomycota; Ustilaginomycetes; Ustilaginales; Ustilaginaceae. The record is from RefSeq and is a predicted model, not a curated record. The coding region runs from base 1 to 2028 and encodes 675 amino acids. Gene Ontology annotation, cellular component: cytoplasm; mitochondrial inner membrane.